Messenger RNA from Mercenaria mercenaria, 699 nucleotides. Its product is annotated as PRELI domain-containing protein 1, mitochondrial-like. Gene Ontology annotation, cellular component: mitochondrial intermembrane space. Gene Ontology annotation, molecular function: phosphatidic acid transfer activity. Gene Ontology annotation, biological process: phospholipid transport. Bases 1 to 699 code for a protein of 232 amino acids. The transcript has a single exon. Lineage: Eukaryota; Metazoa; Mollusca; Bivalvia; Venerida; Veneridae. The record is from RefSeq and is a predicted model, not a curated record.
AUGAGAUACUGGUGCAGAGAUAUCAUUAUUAACUUUGAGUGGAGUCAAGUUGUACAAGGAUUUUGGCAACGUUACCCGAAUCCAGCAAGUGCUCAUGUUUUAACAGAGGAUGUUCUAGAGCGAAGAAUUGAAGGACAUAAACUUAUCACUAAAAGGAUUAUCAUGAAAAAAGGAAAAGUGCCGUCAUAUUUGGAAAGGUUCACUGGCGGUGUAAGAAAUAUUCAUGUGAUAGAAGAGUCAGUGUUGGAUUUAAAUGAAAAAACAUUUGUAACUUAUACAAGGAACAUUGAUAUGCAAAAUGUAAUGAGUGCACAUGAAAAAUGUUCUUAUCGUGUCAAUCCCAAGGACCCAUCAAAUGUACUGUGUGAAAGACAGUUAUGGUCGGGUUCAAAUAUUGCAGGGUUCGGAAAUAUCAUAUCAAUGUAUGGAGUGAAGCAAUAUCAGAAGAAUUUCGAAUCAACAAGCAAUGGAUUUAAUUAUGUGUUACAGUCAAUGUUUGACCCAGACUCAUUAAAGACAAGUCGAUCUGAAAAAUGUACAAACAAGAAAAUAAACUACAUACUGAAAAUUCUAAAACAGAUUCAUUCAAAAGUGCGAGAACUUUUGUUUCCCCAUAAUUACACAUUGCUUGUAUAUAACCAUCAAAUCCCUGAGCAUCCUAGUCAUAUCUUACACGCAAAUGCAUCCUUCUGUAUGUGA